Molecule: messenger RNA, 6361 nt
Organism: Oncorhynchus tshawytscha (Chinook salmon)
Lineage: Eukaryota; Metazoa; Chordata; Actinopteri; Salmoniformes; Salmonidae
Product: autophagy-related protein 9A
Exons: 15
Coding region: 323-2767 (814 amino acids)
Biological process (GO): protein localization to phagophore assembly site; autophagy of mitochondrion
Cellular component (GO): autophagosome; phagophore assembly site
Source: RefSeq, a predicted model, not a curated record
UUGUUGACAUAUGUUUGUGAAAGACAAAACAGUGGAAGCCCACGAAUGAUCUCUAGCUAUUUAGCUGGCCAGCUACUGUUAGUUAGGUUGUUAGCAACCAUUAAUAUCUAUUAGUUAAAUAUAUAAUAUUGGUUAUUCCAAUAGCUCGACAAAUAACGUUGAAGUCCAGGCCAUUUGAAUUUAGAAUUCUGCGAAUGGACCGUGAAGGGAACAAUAACGUUAAUAGCAGUACAUCAAGGCAAGGAUAAACGAGUAACGUUAACUGACUGGCAAGCAAGAAAAUAAGCUGAUCGAGGAGGAACAGUGGAGAAUGUGAAGGACUAUGGCGAACUUUGAAGCUUACCAGGAGUACCAGCGGAUUGAUGACUUUGAGGAGGACUCACCUCCCGGGGAGGAGGACCUAUUAGUGCAUGUGCCAGAGGGCCUGAGUGACUCAUGGCACCAUAUCAAGAAUCUGGACAACUUCUUUACAAGAAUCUAUCAGUUUCAUCAGAAAAAUGGCUUUGCUUGUAUGAUGUUAUCAGAGUUCUUUGAACUUUUUCAGUUCCUGUUUGUGGUCACUUUCACAACAUUCCUCUUCAACUGUGUGGAGUAUGAUAUACUGUUUGCCAACCGGGCAGUGAACCACACAGGACCUGGCCAGAACCCCCUGGACAGGAACAAGGUCUCUCUGCCUGAUGCCAUCCUACCAAGCCAGCAGUGCACUGAGAGGAUCCAGGAGAACAGUUGGAUCAUCUUCCUGCUCAUCAUGGCGACCAUCUUCUGGGUCUACCGGAUGAUCAAGGUCUUCUGCAACAUCCUCAGCUACUGGGAGAUACGCCAGUUCUACAUCAAAGCACUGAAGAUCAGCAUGGACGAGCUGUGUAACUUCACAUGGCAGGAGGUCCAGGACCGUCUGAUCAGCCUGCAGCGGGAGCAGCAGAUGUGUAUCCACAAGAAGGAGCUAACUGAGCUGGACAUCUACCACCGCAUCCUGCGAUUCAAGAACUACAUGGUGGCCAUGGUCAAUAAGUCACUGUUACCUGUACAGCUUCAGCUCCCCCUUCUGGGAAACCUGGUGUUCCUCACCCAGGGCCUCAAGUACAACUUUGAGCUGAUUCUCUUCUGGGGUCCGGGGUCGCUGUUCCAGAACAAAUGGAACCUGCACCCCAAGUACAAGCGAGCAGGGAACCGUCUGGAGCUGGCCCAGCAGCUGAGCCGGGUCAUUCUUCUACUAGGCGUGGCCAAUCUGCUCCUCUGCCCCUUCAUCCUGGUGUGGCAGGUGCUCUACGCCUUCUUCAGCUACACCGAGAUCAUCAGGAGGGAGCCAGGGAGUCUGGGAGCACGCCGCUGGUCUAUGUUCGGCCGCCUCUACCUGCGCCACUUCAAUGAGCUGGACCACGAGCUGCACGGCAGGCUAGGCCGCGGCUACAAGCCCAUCUCCAAGUACAUGAACUCGUUCACCUCGCCGCUCCUCACCGUGCUGGCCAAGAACGUGGCGUUCUUCUCUGGCUCGGUGCUGGCCGUGCUCAUCGCACUGACCGUGUAUGAUGAGGAUGUCUUGACCGUGCAGCACAUCCUGACCGCCAUCACCGUGCUGGGAGUGGUUAUCACCAUCACCAGGUCCUUCAUCCCAGACGAACACAUGGUGUGGUGCCCGGAGCAGCUGCUGCAGUGUGUGCUUGCUCACAUCCACUACAUGCCAGACCACUGGAGGGGCAACGCCAACAAGAGCGAGACCCGGGACGAGGUGGCACAGCUGUUCCAGUACAAAGCGCUGUUUAUCCUGGAGGAGCUGCUGAGCCCCAUCGUCACGCCCUUCAUUCUCAUCUUCCUCCUGAGGAACAAGUCCCUGGACAUCAUCGACUUCUUCAGGAACUUCACUGUGGAGGUAGUUGGGGUCGGAGACAUCUGCUCCUUCGCACAGAUGGACAUCCGUCGUCAUGGAAACCCUCUGUGGAUGUCUGAGGGCCAGACGGAGGCGUCUGUGUACCAGCAGGCUGAGAACGGCAAGACUGAGCUGUCUCUGAUGCACUUCACCAUCAAGAACCCCCGUUGGCAGCCCCCCCAGGAGAGCUCAGUGUUCAUCAGCCACCUGAAGGAGAAGGUGCACCAGGAUGCCCAGGGAGGACCCCCCACCCAGCUGCUGCUCUCUGAGGCCCCGCUCUGCUCCUCACUGCUCUCCAACGGGUCCGGCAAUGAACCUGACAACCUAUUGGCAAGUGUCCUGGCCCACCCUGUGCUGACCGCGUCAGGCCUACCAGGCCGAGACCGCCGCUUCGUUCCUCCCAGCACGGCUGCCUCUGCCGCCGCCAGCGUCCUGGCCUCGCUAUCCAGCUCCCACUCUCAGCUCCCCCACGCCAGCCGCUCCCGCUCGCAUGUCCAUCUGCCUUCCACCCACCCCGACAGCACCAUGUACUGCAGUGACCGCACCAUCAUCGACAGCAUGUCAGGGAGUGAUUCUCGAAUGAAGAGCACUACAUUGCUAUCAGAGUUUGCCUCGGCUGAGAUGAGUCUCCAUGCUAUUUACAUGCAUGAGGUCCACCAACAGAGCUCACUCCCCCACCAGAGGACAUUCGGCCAGUGGCAGAACCCAGUGCCAAUGAGAGAGCUAAGCAGCAACGCUGGUUCUCAGACGCACAGCGUCCACACAGCAGUCAGCCUGUCUAAUAUGCCCAGCCCGCUGCGUCUGGGAGGCUGGACGGAGGAAGAGGAGGGGGAUGCAGAGGAAGAGGAAAUCCUCAACAGUGGGUCGACUCCUAAACAGGACUCUAGGAGUAGCUAUUGAAGUGCCUUAAAUAAAUGGUGUUUACACUUUCCUUUCUGGAUGAACAUUGUGGCCUUAGAUGAUCUUUUUGGAGUAUAGGAUAGAUAGGACCUUUAUGACGUCACACAGCACAGGCAGCUGGGGAACUCAUUGGAUAACCACUGUCUCCAUGCCUCUCCUCCUAUCACAUCAGGAGGUUUUGUCGUCAGGGAAACCAACUGUAUGUCUUCCGUCCCUCUCCAUGUCAUAUUUUGUUAUAGAAUGUAUUUACAUCGCUCAUAGAGGUGUGUGUGUGCGCUUUGGGACUCUGGGAAAGAGUGGCAUGCACAGCUAGGACACUUGCAAGGCAGGUUUGAGCAUGGUACGCAGCAAAACCUGUCACACUUUUUGUUGCAUAUUCAUGUUUUUUUAUAUAUAUAUAUAUAUAUAUAUAUAUAUAUAAGUUUGAUUUGUGCAUUUGGGAGGUUUACAAUAUGGGUCUGGGUUCACUUUCUCAUGGUGGAAAUGGUGUCUUUCCUGGUGCUGAAGAGACUAUGGAGUGAAGGUGUAUCAUACUAGCUGCCUGACCAUUUUCACUAUAUGAGGAAAGUUAAGUGCAAAAUUCUACAUUGGCAUAUUUGGCCCUUACUUAUUGCUUGACAUUUGUAAAUACACUUUAGCGUCUUACCUCUAUAUGAAUAUUUAAGUUUUGUUGUUUUUAGUCCUUGGGGCAGUUUUAAUCCUUGGGGAAGAUGGAAAAGUACUGAAAACAGUGACAUGAAGCAGGCUGCAACUAUACUACUGCUACUACAGAUAGGACCCCACUAGAAAAUAUGACAAAAGCCUACAGAUGCGCUAGAUUAAUUAACCACAAUUGUAAACAGGAUAAAAUCUCAUUAAAAGCUGCUGUCUGAUUUAAAUGGGCCUAAUAUUAUUCUCUUUCUUUAAAAUCCUGGGUGACUCUAAGACAGGAUUCAACAUAUAAUAACUUGAUUAUUUUGUAUCAAAGUAUCUUCCAUGUACAGUCUCCACUGGCAACAGGGGUGUUAUACUUGACAAAGGUACAUACAUCAAGAUUACAUAUUUGCAGAGGCAGUAACUACAUUGUUGUGGGUAGGUAUGAGAAUAAGCUAUGGAGGGUUGCAUAUUAUGUACAGUAAAUCAAGAAGUGUUGUUGUAUACAUUGAUUUUGCAUGUACUGCUCAACAUUUUGUUUACAAAACACUUUCCCCUAUGUACACACAAUUGAACUUUAUUAUUAUUUUGCAGUUACAGCAAUCAGAUCUUGAGGGUUAAACCUGUUGGUUUUCUGUUCUACCUGAUAGUUAAUUGCACUCACUUGGUGUUCACGGUCUAAAUUAGUCCCUGAUUAGAGGGUACAAUGAAAAAAUGCAGUGGAACUAACUUUGAAAUCCAGAGUUGAGAUUGAGGGUUAUAGAGGAUGAUGUGAGCUGGCCAAUCAGCGGUCUACUCACAUUAAUAUUUUUAAUGACCGGUAUACACCCACACCAUUCUGUUGUUGGGGUAUGCCCACACCAUUCUGUUGUUGGGGUAUGCCCACACCAUUCCAACACAGAAUAGCAUUCUUUUUAUAAAAAUAAUGUUACAUUCUUCAUUCAAAAACUGUGGAAGGAAGACAACUAUUUCACUCAUAUUGUAAUUCAUAUAUGUCAUAUUUCAUAGAAAUCUGGUAACUGGACAGUUACUUUAAUAUAUUUCAUUUAGUAUUUAUUGUUGAAAAAUAAUCUUUAUAGUAAAUACAUUCAUACCAAAUAUGAUUGGGAUCUAAUGUUAAUAACGGAAUGUCUUAACAGAAAUCUUGAAGGCACCCAUGUAAAUCUAACUUGUUUUCCUUAAUGUAUGUCUCAUACAACAUUGAACAAAACUGAUUUAAAAAAUAUAUAUUUUUGUUGAAUUGCCUUUGACAAAACAUAUUUGGAUAUGCAACUUUGAAAUGAAACAAUCCUUCAUGUUGCUGGUUUCAUCAGUACAGUGCAACUCAAAGGAGAGCAAACUUGUCUGCAUGUAAAUGCUGAAUGUAACCCAGCCAUCAUCCCUAGAAAUACGUGGCAUGAUGUAUCAUUGGUACUGUAGCCAGAACAGUUUAUUGAAACAUUACACUAAAGCUCCAUUACUGCUACUGUAUCCAUGUCCCACUGAUACAAUAACCUAGUCCACACCUAUAUGUAUAUCUCUGUAUCCUCCAACAUUUUAGUCAUUUAGCAGCUGUUCUUAUCCAGAGCGACUUACAGUAGUGAGUGUAUACAUGUUUGUUUUGGUCCCCCGGUGGGAAUCAAACCCACAACCCUGGCAUUGCAAGCACCAUGCUCUACCAACUGAACCAAACAGGACCACUAUUGUAAGACUAGAGAGUAUAUGUGUUUGACGACUUUUUCCCUUCAUUUAGUUUUUUUCAUUUGUGUUUUGAAGUGGUGUGGAUGUAGACAUCAACCUAACUAUGCUAAGCUAACGUUGACUCAAAAGUUUUGCACUGAUUGAAAAUAAAAAUUAUAUUGAUAGAGACCUGCAUCAAACUAUAUUUUCGAUCAAGCCGAGGUCUCAAAGGAACAGUGAGUGGAACUCCCUUCCUGAAUGGCCUCUCUCACUAUAUAUAAUAACCAUAUGUAGGAUUGUUAUCAUCCAUACCGUGGGCCUAUCACAGACCUGGUUGUUGUUACCUCUGGUCAGCAAAAGUUCACCAAUUAGUGGGGAAUGUCUGUCAAUGUUUUAAGUAACAUUAUAGGCCUAGUCAAUGCCACAUAUGGUAUUGCUGUUGGUGUUCCAUUUGUUUUACUGAUGUAAUGAGUUUUAGGGGAGACGUGGUAGUUCAUGAGUCUUGCCAGUUUCCAUAGCUAGAUUGCACUGCCUCUCCCUAUCUUUUUUUUAUUUGAUUAUUUUGCUUUAUUUUGAGCAGUGCCUUAGGGUUAGCUUUAGUUCAUAUUAGAAACCAUUGAAACUGUCAGAGCUCAUUUUACUUUGUAUUUUAGCAGCACAUAAUGUACAGUAUUUCUUUUGGCAGGAUUGUCAUGUUUUGGCACCAAGUAUACAGUGGGACUUGUAUUCUAAUAUUGUUGAUGAGUCCUGAGUAACAUGAACUACAACAGACUGAUAUUUGACAUCAAAGUAGUCAAAUCACUUUCACCUGAUGACAGAAUUAAUCUGAUCAAAGUGUUUCGUUCUGUACUGUCUGCCUCCCCAGUCCAAAAGAAUCAGUUGGGGAGGGGAAAUGUUCUAUACCCUUUUCAUUUAUGUUGAAUUAUUAUUGAAUUCCAUCCUUGAGGCUCCCCAUUCAAUAUCAUUGCUUCUUAUCCACUACAAACCAGUCCCCCCCCCCAAAAAAACAUGUUGACUGGUACAAGGUGCUACGUUUUCAUAUUCUUAGUGUUGAAUAGAUUUUGAGCCAUCUAUUCUUUGUUGCUUAGGUUUGUUCUUUUUGUUUGUUUUGUUUAAUUUAAGAAACACUAGCUGAGAAUGAACAAUGCCAAAAUAACUUGUUUUCAGCAAAGCUUUAUCAUACACAUUGUAUUUGUUUUCUGUAACUGAAUAGGCAAAGGAAUUCUUAUUGUGUGUAUUUAAUCAUUGAAGUGUGUCCCAAGAUCUAAUGUACUUGAUUUGAAAUAAAACAUGUAAUAUACA